CUUCCCAUCUUCUAUCUUCUCUUUCCCGUGAAUUUAUUUUGCCUGCAACGUAAACUAUGGCAAUUCUGCAACGGCAUCCACGGUGACAACUCUACAACAGCGGCCACGUUCCACGGUGCGCCUCCGAAGCGGGGAAGCGUGGUUCCGACGCCGUGUCGGAGCUUCCUUCUCAACAACUCUCACUUUAUAACAUUAUUCACACAUUGUAGGGAAACCAACUUUAUCAACAUUUUAGCUUCAUAACUUUUUCCCUAUUACAGCUUAUUGACUUACCAAGACUCUACAAGUUUUAGUGGGUUUUAUCUUGAUUGGAACUAUUUCUACACUCCUUAAAGUUGUGUUUCUACGUAGGGCUAGGGGCUUCUAGGAGUGAGGCCGAAAGUUGAUUUGGCUCAACCUGAUUCGGCCAAGAAGCUCCCCAAGUCUAAACCCCAAUUACCUUCUUUAGAUUUAAUUGUUCCCAUUCAUUAGCCCAUUCCUAGUCCUACUUGGGAUUCUUCAUCUCGAAUUGAUAUGGAUGGUUCAAAUUCUAACAUGUGUGUUGCUGCUUGUUCUAUUGGUACUCCCUCAAGGUCUCCAAGAUCAACAUCAUUGUAUCUUGCACCGGGUUUGAUUUCGCCACCAAGGGGUCUAAAUGGAGUGGAUUAUGUGGUUUCCAGUCCUUGGUCUAACAAGAUAGCCUCCUGUGCUAGUAUGAUAAUGUCAUAAUUGUCUAUGAUGUUGUUAUGGUUGUUUUGCAUUUGUGUUAGCUUUUUCAUUCAUUCAUAUUUUUUUCACUAAAUUAUUUUGCAUGUUAUUGGAUGAUCAGGGAUAAGAAGACAUUUCACCCAACAUAAAUGUUAUAAAUUGUUCGUAGGUUGCUCACCAAAAUCAUAACCAAACCCCACUUGGCAAUAUAAUUGAUGAGAUAGCUAACACCUAUAUAUAUAUGGUUUUGUUAAUGGAAAAUGAUACUUUAACAAAAAUAUUUUUUAACAAACUUUGACAAUCUACCUAUUUGGGUAAAAAAGUACAACUUUAUUACUUCAUUUUGGUUAAAAAAUAAAAGAUUAAUUUAUUUUAAUUAUAUUUAUGGCAACUUUGUCAAGUUUGUCAAAACAAAUUUGUCAAAACAUAAUUUUCCUUUUGUUAAUAGCAUGAAUAUUUAACAACAUGAAGUUAUUUGAUUGUUUAAUGUAUUCUUCCACUUAGUUUGUUUUUAUUCCCCUUUAAAGAAAUUUCUUCCAAUUGGCUUUUUGUUGAAGCUCUUUUUCUGUGACUUGCUUUGUAAAACGAUUUUAAGAGAUGCCAUAAAGUGGUUUGACAUAUCUAUUAAUCCUUAAUACAAACUUUUACUGUAUAAUUUACUUGAAACCACAAUUCUAAUGAGAAUAACACUAAGAAUACAACUGCAUCUGAAUUUUGUCCUUAGAGGCUUUUGGCAUUGUAGUUUUAUUCUUCUUAUGUAUGUAGUUGGUUUGAAUAUGCCUUGGUUUGGUUUGUGAAGACUUGGCCAAUGCAGAUUAUAUGUUGAUAAAAAUUGGGUUUGUAAUUUUUUUUCUUCCAAAGAUGGGAUUGUUGGUGAUGAACCACUCAUUGAAAUAGCCAAAUUUGCUUGCUUUUACAAAUUUUAUAGGUUAGUUUGGAUCCUUGGUUUGAACACGCACUCUUUCAAAGUUCAUAAUAAUCCUAACAAAAAAUGGUGAGUCGAAAGUGAGUCAAAAGUGAUGAACGACCAAGUGAUCAAAGACAUUAUAAAUGACGUUGACUUGGAUAGUGUAAGAAUUGAUAUGAAGUAAAACUUGUCCUACAUAUAAUAUAUACAUUCUUAAACCUUGGGUUUGCAUAUAAUUGUUUGCUUUGUUUGGUGAAGGAUGGUAAUUAGUUUUGCAGAGUUUAAGGCAAUAAUGAAGACAAGAGGAGAUUGGAAAAUGGCUUCUCGUCAGUACUCAAAAGCAUUCAUCAAGCUUUAAGAAAGAAAAACCAGUAACACCAAGUGCCGCCCCUUCACCAUCUCUGUCCAGUUAGGUCGUCGUCAACAAUGGUUGUUAUCGGAGGCUUCACCGGUGCCUUCACAAGUUUUUUAUUUUCUUUCAAUACUCAGAUCGAAACCACUGCGACCCCAUCCAUGGUGUCAACUUCGACAUCUUCAUGGGCCUGGCCGUGUGUUCUCCGGCGUGUCCCCCAGCAGGGCCGUGUCUGGCCCAAUAAACCACGUCCGACGCGGUGUCGCACGCGCGUCGUGCACGCAUCCGUGUCCAGUACGAGAGGCCGACAUGGAGGCGCGAUUUUUAUGGUGUGUCAGAGCUUCCUAGAGGAGAACCCUUUUACCUUGUGGCACAUCGAUGAAGAGCCUGAAAUGAGUUUGGAGAUUGAAGAAAUGGGGUCUUGUCAAAGUAGGGAAUUGCGUGAGGUUGAGGGCGUUGUGGGGGAAAUUGUUCAGCUUGCGAGGAACUUGCCUCAAAAUCUGACUCUGGAGGAGGCUUUGGGUGAGUAUGAAGGAAGGGUCAAUGAGAAAGAUUGUUGGGAGGUUCUAGAAAUACUUGGGGAGGAGCGCCUCUUGCUGUGUUGUGUGUCUUUCUUUCGGUGGAUGAGUCUGCAGGAAUCAUCACUUGUUACACCUAGGGCCUCUAUUGUGUUGUUUCCAUUGUUGGGAAAAGGAGGGAUGGGUGAUGAGGUGAUGGGUUUGUUCGGAAGCUUGCCGUCUAGCAUGGAGUUCAGAGAUGUUCAUGUUUAUAAUGCCACAAUUUCAGGACUUCUGUAUGGUGGCAGGUAUGAAGAUGCUUGGAAGGUGUAUGAGUCAAUGGAAACGGAGAAUAUUCAUCCAGAUCAUGUGACAUGCUCUAUUAUGGUUACCGUUAUGAGAAAACUUGGCCAUAGUGCAAAAGAUGCAUGGCAAUUUUUUGAGAAAAUGAACAGAAAAGGGGUCAGAUGGAGUGAAGAAGUCCUGAGUGCAUUAAUAAAGUCUUUUUGUGAUGAGGGUCUGAUGCGGGUGGCUCUGGUCAUUCAAUCCGAAAUGGAGAAAAAAGGGGUUUCUUCAAACGCAAUUGUGUACAACAUUCUGAUGGAUUCAUACUGUAAAUACAACCAUGUAGAAGCAGCUGAAGGCCUUUUUGUGGAGAUGAGAGCCAAAGGGAUUAAGCCUACUGUAGCUACGUUCAACAUUCUAAUGCAUGCAUACAGCAGAAGAAUGCAACCCAAGAUUGUAGAAAAGCUAAUGGCUGAAAUGCAAGAUGUUGGCUUGAAGCCAAAUGCCGAAUCAUAUACUUGUCUAAUUAGUGCAUAUGGUAAGCAAAAAACCCCGAGUGACCUGGCGGCUGCAGAUGCAUUCUUGAGGAUGAAGGAAGUUGGUAUAAAAUCCACCUCACAUUCUUAUACAGCACUAAUCCAUGCAUAUUCAGUUAAUGGCUUGCACGAGAAAGCUUACAUAGCAUUUGAAAACAUGAAAAUGGAAGGUAUUAAACCUUGCGUAGAAACCUACAAUACUUUACUAGAUGUGCUUAGGCGCGCAGGUGAAGCUCAAACACUUAUGGAAAUAUGGAAGUUGAUGAAAAAUGACAAAAUUGAACUGACACGGACAACAUUCAACGUUCUUGUUGAUGGUUUUUCUAAACAGGGUCUCUACAUGGAGGCAAGAGGCAUAAUAUCUGAGUUUGGAAAGCUUGGAAUGCAGCCAACAGUGAUGACAUACAAUAUGCUGAUGAAUGCUUAUGCAAAGGGAGGGCAACACUCAAAACUGCCACAGAUAUUCAAAGAGAUGGCAGUUCUUAACUUACAACCAGAUUCUGUGACUUACUCAACUAUGAUAUUUGGCUUUGUCAGAGUUCAUGAUUUUAAGCGGGCAUUUCUUUAUCACAAGCAGAUGGUCAAGAAUAAACAGACUAUGGAUGUCAGUUUUUAUCAGACUCUUCUGGACAUUCUGGAGGCCAGAGCUGCUCGGAAAAACAAGGAUUGGAGAGCCUUGCAUGCUCAGAUUAAAGGUAAGACAGGUGUGAAAGUGAUCAGGCAGAAAGAUGAGUUUUGGAAGUACUACAAGAGAAGACGUGGAAGAAAAAAUAAUUCUGAUGGUUUCAUUCUACUGUUUCAAACCGAGCGUUUUGCAAGAGUUCCUUCUUCCUUCUUUUUCCUUCUACUGCUUCUACGUGCCUUCCAGUCAAGAGGCUUGAACCCGUUUUCUUCAGCCACUCUUGUUCAAGCCUAUUUCUAAUACGGGUAACUUGAAAAGAGAAAAUUCUUGAGAAAGUUCUUUCCAGGAUCAAUGACAGCUGCUGCAAGGAGGGAAAUCAGUGGGUUCAGGCAAUUUCAAGGACAAAAAUCUGAAUGAACAUUGGCUGCAGCAGAGCACUAUGGGACAACAACUUAAUGCCGAGAUGCAAAAUCUGGCCAGAUUGAGAAGCAUGUGAAUUCCAGUUUGGUCUGUGCAUUAGUUCAGUCUUAACAGCAAAAGUUAACCAAGGCGGCAUAUUCUCUCUGGUUCAAUCUUUCUGACCCUGUUUCCUCUAAUCUUUUCUGUUGAUGAUGAUUAGUACAUAUUCAUAAUUCUUUUAGCAUUGUAUUUAGUAAAGUUCUGCAUUUUAGUUUUACUCCUUUAAAUACUUAGUGUUAGCUUUGUUAGAGCAAGUUGAAUUUGCAUAUUUGAAUGUUUUGGUUGGUUUUAGCAUUAUAUGUCUGUUUCAGUGUUAUAGUCUUAUUUUAGUUGUUAACUAGGAUAGUAUUUUCUGUAUUUCUUGGGUUUACAUAGUGAAAUAUAAAGUUCUGCAUAAUUUUCAGUUGUUGUUUGUAAUUCUAGUAUUCUUUUGCUGUUUUAAACUUGUAGAAGUUAGGUUAGUUGGUUUUUAAUUGCUGAUUUGUGAUUAGCUUGUUCUUAUGCCUAUUUUUGCUGUCAAAUAGUAAGAUUUUGGGUCUGCACAUAUCAGAUUUCGUUUUUCUUGUUAUUUCUGAAUUUUAACUUAACUUUUAUCUUCCAAAUACCAAUUAGAAGUUGUCUAGAUACUUACAUUUCAGUUUUAAGUUCUAGUUAGUGCAUUUACGGAUUUUGACUAGCUUUAGCAUGCAUUUCCUAGGAUAGAAUAGUGAAAUUUUGCUUUUUUUUUUAGUAGUAAUUAGAUUAGUUUUUAGCAUUAGUAUACCAUUUAGAAAUUGUUUAGAAAGUAAGUUUACUGUUUAGAUAGCUUAGAUAAUUAGUUUUAGCAGUUGUAGCCUAAGUAGAGUAACUAGUUGUUAGAUUUAGGGUUUCUUUUUUAGGUUUUAACCAGUCAGAUUUUCAGUUUUAUGGUAAUUUCAAAUUUUAGUUUAGUUUUUAACUUUCUUUGAUCAUUCAAAAGCUGUCUAGGUAGUUAGUUAGCAGUUCUAAAUAAUUAGAUUGUUUUGCUACUUUUGGCCUAGUUUAGUUGCUAGUUUUAGGUCUUAGGUAGUCAAAUUUUGAUUUUUAGGUAGUUUUUGUUAUGUGACUUGUUUCUUUGCUAGAUUUAAUGGUUUUAAACUUGUUAGGACAGUUUCCUUACCUUUUCUUAAGCUAGUUUGGUGCAGUUUGAUCUUUGAUCAUUCAAAAGCUGUCUAGAUAGUUAGUUAGCAGUUCUAAAUAAUUAGAUUAGUGCAGUUUUCAGUUUUGCUACUUUUAGCCUAGUUUAGUUGCUAGUUUUAGGUCUUAGGUAGUCAAAUUUUUAUUUUCAGGUCGUUUUUGUUAUGUGACUUGUUUCUUUGCUUGAUUUAAUGGUUUUAAACUUGUUAGGACAUUUCCUAACCUUUUCUUAAGCUAGUUUAGUGCAGUUUGAAUUUUUUUUAGCUAUUCUAGUCAUGUUUUUGAGUUUGAGGUAGUAAGUUUUAGAAGUUCUUGUAGGAGUCAGGUUUUGAGUCUUCCUUUGAUCAUUUUUAGUUAAUUAGGACUGGUAUGGAUAGUUUUAGUUGCUGUAUUUGGUUCUUUACAAAUUUUCAUCCUUGCUCCCUCAUUAUUUUCACUUUCAUGAUAUGCAUUUAUGUAAAAAAAAAAAUUCUGAUUUGAGUAGAUUGCAUUUUAGCUAGUUUUUACACUCAUUUCAUUAUGGAUAGGUGAUAUACAUGUUAUAAACUUUGUUCACCAGUUUUGAUACAUUAUUUACCUUGAGAGACUUGGGCCUUAUGAUUGAUUCUUGUGUGAUUCACUUGUGUGGGGCUGCAUUCUAGAACUUGUGGAGACUCUUGUGAUGCCAAUUGUUCUUGGGGACAUGGCCUGCAGUGAUGAUUCUUCUGGAGAGACGAGGUCGUCUUCCUCAGCACACUUACCUUGACUACACACUUACCAAUCUCAUGGCUGCUGUUAUCAUUGCUUUCACCUUUGGAGAGGUUGGCAACACUGCCCCCAACUUCUUGUCUCAACUCCACCAGGAAAACUGGCCUUCAGUUCUGUUUGCCAUGAGGGUGGAGUGGUGCUGAGUGUUGGAAAUCUUUCAACGCAGUAUGCUUGGGCUUUUGUUGGCUUAUCAGUUGUAGAAGUGAUUAGAUCAAGCAUAACUGUUGUUAUACGUAUACCAUCAUGGAUGCACCUCUUAGAUUCUGAACCUAUGUUGCUUUCUUACUCUGAUAAGAACAUUGGGAAGAACACACCACAAAA
Vigna unguiculata (cowpea) is the source of this 6568-nucleotide messenger RNA. RefSeq lists its product as uncharacterized. NCBI's taxonomy places the organism in Eukaryota, Viridiplantae, Streptophyta, Magnoliopsida, Fabales, Fabaceae. Gene Ontology annotation, molecular function: protein binding. The record is from RefSeq and is a predicted model, not a curated record.